Molecule: messenger RNA, 1520 nt
Organism: Eremomyces bilateralis CBS 781.70
Lineage: Eukaryota; Fungi; Ascomycota; Dothideomycetes; Eremomycetales; Eremomycetaceae
Exons: 3
Coding region: 154-1062 (302 amino acids)
Biological process (GO): retrograde transport, endosome to Golgi; phospholipid translocation
Cellular component (GO): endosome; trans-Golgi network
Source: RefSeq, a predicted model, not a curated record
UUAUAUCCCGAAUCUGUUAGAUGUCCGAUGAGAUCGCAAGCCGUUUCACAGCCGUAACCAUGGGACCGUAACAGUCUCCCUACAUAUAUAUCCUCUGUCUCCUCCGACCCCUCUCUGCCACUGUGGACGGUGCGGACCCCCCCAUCUGUCAAGAUGGGCUUCGUUAAUACAGCGGUGGGCUAUUUGGCACCGCUUUUUCUCAUCACCUCGCCUAUUACCUCCUAUGCCGACCAAAUCCACUCCAUCCACCGCACCCGCACCUCCGCCGGCUUCUCCCUUGAUAUUCCGCUGAUCAUGCUGGUAUCCUCGAUCCUCAAGAUCUUCUUCUGGAUCACCGACCACUACUCCCUCACCCUCCUCACCCAAGCCAUCCUCAUGAUCUUCGUCCAAUCCCUCCUCCUCCAUGUCUCCUUAACCCAUCGGCCGGCGACCCCUCCAAGCGUAUACCAGCCCUUCUCCGAUCCCCAUCACCACCACCACCAUCAUCAUCACACCGACCAUACCACCGCCUCCGACACCUCUCUAUCCGCCAUGUUUACAACCCUCUUCACAUCCCUCACCAGCCCCACGACGUCCCGCCCGUACAACUUCUGGCGCUGGCGAUCCGCCCGCCCGUACUGGAAUUUCCUCAUGUACUUCACCGGCGCCGUCGUCGCGAUCCAACUCUUCCUCGGCCCCACCGCGCCGGGCCCCCUCUCCUUCGUCCAAUCGACCCUCGCCCUCACCACCGAGGCCAUGCUCCCGGUGCCGCAGCUCUUCGCGAACUAUCAGCGGAAGGGCUGCAAGGGGUUCCGGCUCAGCGUGAUCGUGAAUUGGGUCAUUGGGGACGCGUUUAAGAUGUGGUGGUUUUUCAUGCAGGGGACGGAGAAGGUGCCGGUGGCGUUUCGAGUGUGUGGCAUUUUCCAGGCGUGCUGUGAUAUCGGGUUGGGAGUGCAGUAUUGGGUUUGGGGGGAGGGGAAGGAGUAUGAGUGGGAGAGGGAAAGGGCAGAGGAGAAGGAGGGAUUGGGGGAUGUAGAGAUGGAGGAGAAGAUAUCUAGGAUUCGUUCUAGGAGUUCAACAUAGGCCAACAUCUUGAACGGCUUUUUUGGUUUAUUUCCAGAUAUUUGGGAUGGAUUGGUCAACGAUGGGGCUUCAAGGCAUUGGAUAGAAUAGACGCCUUCAAUUGAGCGCUUAGAUUUUGUGAGCGAAUUUCAUGUAACAGUCCAUCAGGAUGAUAGAUCUACUGGUGGUCUAGCAUAGCCUUUAACGUUGUCAUACCCGUUAACGUGAUCGCUUUCUCUUUUUAUUUCCUUCCUUUAUGGCGCCGCGCAAUGUCCAAACGAGAAGUCAUAUCGUCACAUGCGAAGAUGAUGGUUGCCAACCAUCCCUAAGCCUGCCAGGGGAUACUACGCCGUAGAAGACACGAGCUUGAUCCGGCCCUCAGUCGUCGGACAGAUUGCCUUUGAUAGUUAGAAACGCUUCAUGAAUGAGAUAAGUCCACAUACCUUUGUCCAAUCCACCGUAAACUCGCCGUCCUUGAG